GCGGGAACGGAGCGUGAGCCGGAGCGGGCUCCGAGUCGAGGUGGCGCCGCAGCCUGCCGGGCGGACUGGCGAGGGCGAGCGCCGGGCUCCGCGCUGCCCCUGCUCCCCGCGCGCCGCGCCCGCUCCUGCGCACCCGACGGCCCGCGGCGGGGAGGAGUCCACCGAGUUUGCCCCGGAGCGCCGCGAAGUUUGCCGCGAAGCUCCGCUCCCGAAAAGGGGGACCAGCCGGCGGCCGCUGGCGAGGUUGCUUCAUGGAAGGAGUGCUUAAUAGAACAAGACAGGACCAAAGCUCUACGGAAAAACAAAUCAUGUGGUCUUCAGAAAUGAGGAGAAAGGCAGCCAUCUGAAAUGGUCAUGAACCCCAAACAAGUCUUCCUCUCGGUGCUCAUUUUUGGAGUAGCAGGGCUGCUCCUCUUCAUGUAUUUGCAAGUCUGGAUUGAAGAACAACAUACAGGGAGAGUGGAGAAGAAAAAAAGAGAACAAAAAACAACUUCAGGAUGGGAUCCAGUAAAUUACCUGCAGCCUGUACCCAGAAUCAUGACUAGAGGAAAAAUCCAGGAACGUAUCACGGACCAGAACCCCGAGUUCCACAUAACUGAGGAGCCCAAGGGAAAAAAGGAAAAUCUUCUGCUCAACUCUGAGAGGCCGACUAGGGUCUUAAGGAAGACUAGCCACUCACAAGGAGAGGAUGGAGCUUUGGGUAAGCCCACAAGGCCACAAACAAUUAAGCUAAGUGAAAAACUUGAAGGAACUAAGACCGUUUUUAAGAAGUUCAGUGAAAGGAAAUGGCCAUUGGACAUCCACCCUUUAAACAAAAGUUUAGUCAAAGACAACAAGUGGAAGGAAACAGAUGUGGCCCAGGAGACACGCAGGUCUUUCCUUCAGGAGUUUUGCAAGAAAUAUGGUGGGGUGAGUCGUCCUCAGUCACAUCUUUUUCAUAUGGUAUCCAGGAUCUAUGUGGAAGAUAAACACAAAAUCUUAUAUUGUGAAGUACCCAAGGCUGGCUGCUCCAACUGGAAGAGAAUUCUGAUGGUACUAAGUGGGUUGGCUUCCUCUGCAUACAACAUCUCCCAUGAUGCUGUUCACUACGGGAAGCAUUUGAAAAAACUAGAUAGCUUUGACUUAAAAGGGAUAUAUUCUCGCUUGAACACCUACACCAAAGCUGUUUUUGUUCGUGAUCCCAUGGAAAGGUUAGUGUCCGCAUUCAGGGACAAAUUUGAACACCCCAAUAGCUAUUACCAUCCGGUAUUUGGGAAGGCGAUUAUAAAGAAAUAUCGGCCAAAUGCCUGUGAAGAAGCACUAAAUAAUGGAUCAGGAGUCAAAUUCAAAGAGUUUGUCCACUAUUUGCUGGAUUCCCACCGUCCCGUAGGAAUGGACAUUCACUGGGAAAAGGUCAGCAAACUCUGCUAUCCGUGUUUGAUCAACUAUGAUUUUGUAGGGAAAUUCGAAACUUUGGAAGAAGACGCCAAUUACUUUUUACAGCUCGUGGGCGCUCCAAAAGGGCUGAAAUUUCCAAACUUUAAGGAUAGGCACUCUUCUGAUGAAAGAACCAAUGCUCAGGUAGUGAGACAAUAUUUAAAGGAUCUGACUAGAACUGAGAGACAAUUAAUCUAUGACUUUUAUUACUUAGACUAUUUGAUGUUUAAUUAUACAACUCCAUUUUUGUAGUUUGCAUUCAUUUUCUAAAACCCUGUAUUUACUCCAUGGUGAUGGCCUCCAAUCAGCUAACUGUAAUUUUCCUACAAUUCUCCGUGUGAGAGAGAAUUUAACUAAGUGUAGUUGUCUUGAUUUAAUGAAGAUUUUUCCCAAAUAGUAUGACACCAAUUGGCACAAAGUUUUAGGAAAAUUACCUUACAGAGAUGUGUAAACAACUUGACUUGCUCUAAAAUGUUUGGGAAAUAGCUGCUUUUGCAUUAUGGAUUAUAUUAUAGAAGCAAUAACCUAGCCAGCUGCUACAUUAGCUUCAAUAGCCUCUUGCAAUGAUAGGAAAGGGGAUCUAAAAUAGCAUGAGUAUAUGUCUACAUCCUGGAAUUUGUUGUCUAAAGUGCAUGGAUAUAUUUUUAGCAGUCUGUGACAUACUAUUUGAACAUUGGAGAGUUUUCUUACACCCUGGAAGUCUUUCUAUUGACUGCAAUGAUAAGCCAAUUUUGAAAUAAUAUUUUGGACCUAGGCAUUUAACUUUAGAUUGGAAGGCAUAUAUGAUUUACAAUAUGAGAAUAUAGCAGAAAAACCAGAUGAGGCUAUGGCUUUUUAUAUUCAACAGCCAAUAAAAAAUGCACAACAUGCUAAGAUCAAAGCAACAAAAACAACCUUCCUCUUCCAGAAAAACCUUAGGGAAUUGAUUCUGUUUUCUUUUGAGCCCUCUGUGCAGAGACAGAAUGAACAUAACCACUAAAGGUCUUCUCUUCUGAAGCAGGCGGUUGAGAAGUUUAAGCCUCAUCAGAUAUAAAUGUGCUCCUAAUUCUGGUUUAAUUGGGCAGGGGGGAAAUUGUUUCAGGAUGGAAUAAUCAUCAAAAACAAAAGUUGCCACUCUGAAUGUAGGCCUCAAACAAUAACAAAGUUUUAUAAGAAUAUUAUUUGAAUCAAAGCAUCAUGUGCGUAGCUUUCUAUGUGGAAUGUGAUCUAAGAAUAGCUUUUGUUUCCAGUCUAAUUACUUAGCUUGGGAAUGACUUUUUAAAAACUCAUAUACCACUUCAAAGAUAGGUUAUAUUCUAGAGAAUAAACAAAACAAGAGCCCCUAGAAACAUUUUUAAUAGGCUUAUGCAUAAACAAAUUAAGGUAUUUUGUUUUUAAGUUUAAAUAUUCUAUACUAACAGAGUCAGAUACCACUGCAUUCAUAUAUUAAAUCAAAGUUUUUGGAAAAUAGGACCAGGUGUCACCCCUAUCAAAAGUUGUAAUGCAUUUUGGAAAUUUUUUCCAAAGGACCCUAAAUUUGAAGACACAUUUGGAUGGGGAACUUAUUUUAACUGGCUAUUACCUUGAGUUAAGAAAACCACAUGUCAUUCAAACCUGGUUUAAAUGCAGCUCUUGAACAUGUUCUUCUUCCCAAGCGAUCAUUGCUUCUCAUCAGUAAAUACUCGGUAACAUCUCUCAGAAAAAAGUAGGUAUUAAUAUUUAAAUAUUAAUAGACCAAGCUAGUUACAGUUGUACUUAUUUCAUUCUGAUUUUCCAUUUCAUGGCUGAGUAUUCAUAAAUUGCUUCCCUCAACACAUACCUGCCUUGUCCCAUCUGUGUCUCCCAAUGAGUACGUAACUGCAGCAGGCUCCCAGAUCAUAAGUAUUAAAACUUUCAAGCCAAUCUUUUACUACUUUCCACUCCAUUUACUCUUGCCUCUAGACCAUACACUUAGGCUGUGCUCUCUGUUUUUAAGGAGUUUUACUCUAGAGUAAUCUAAAUCAUAUGAUUUAAAUUUUGCCGUACCAUGUAGAGUGGACUCCUUGUAACUUGGAGACAUUGAAAUUAUCUUUUUAUGGAGGAAGAGAGGGAAUAUAAACUAUGCCAAGAAGCCUGAAAUUUUACUCCUAAACUACAAAAAGAAAAGCUAGUUUUCGAUGGGAUCUACUAUAAAGUACAGAAGAAAUUUUCUCAAUGCUAUUCUAAAACCUUAUAAGGAACAAAAAAAAAAACUGUUCAUAACUUUGAAAGAAAAAAUGGAAACAAGUAUCCUAUCUUUCUCUUAUUAGCAUUUCUACUGCAUUUAUGAGGAUGGAAUAUAUAUGUGGAAUACACACACACAAACAUGUUUGUAUAUGUAUGCACACACACACACACACACACUCACACACACACACACAAAUAUAUCCAUAAUACUGUUUGGCACUGGAGGGAGAGAAGAGAGCUGAUGCUGUCUAUCAAAGCUGUUCUAUGCCUUUUGCUGUAUAUUCUCCUUUCCACUGAGCCUGUGUAACCAGAGGUGGUCCUUCAGUCAUUCUCUUCCUAAAAGACUCCAAUACCAGCAGGCAUCCUGUGUGGCUGUGAGUUCCCGAGGCCACAUGUUAAAAAGGUUUUAUGAAGGGGUGCCUAGGCGGCUCAGUCAGUUGAGCGGCUGACUCUUGGUUUCAGCUCAGGUCAUGAUUUCAGGGUUGUGAGAUCGAGCCCCACGUUGGGUUCCACAUUCAGUGGGGAGCCUGAUUGAGGAUUCUCUCCCUCUGCCCCUCCCCCACACUCUUUCUCUCUCUCUCUCUAAAAUAAAUAAAUAUAUCUCUUUUUUAAAAAGGGGGGGUUAUGAAGGAAGAACACAUUUUUUAUGUACCUACUCUUCUUUUAAAUGACUUCUGUUCAUGGCAGGGCCGAAGAAGCCAGUCACCAUCUUGGAUUCCUUGUGAUGUUAAGUACCUUUUCCAUUUAUCGUUUCUGAAUUACUCUGCUUUGCAGACCAGCUCACAUUCACCAUUGUCGUUUCUGCCUGUGCACAAGCCCCAGGUGUGAGCAUCACUGCUCCUUUGAACGGUCACAAUUUCAUGGAUUUUCAUUCCUAAAGGCAAGUAACCAAAUCUAGACUCAUCUUCCAGAUGUCCAGUGGUCACAUUCUAACACUAACAUGCUCUAGGUAUAAUUAUAAGUUCUCUAAUUAAACCCUAAGAGUCUUAUUUGUUUUUAGAGGCGGCGGUAACAACCGCGACGUGUCUCAUCACUCUGUUAUUCCCCUGCCUGGAAUUACUAGCACGGUAAAAGUUGGCAAUUAAAUCCAAACUCACAGUUACUUGAUGUGGUAAACCAUCUAUGGAUAUGUAUGGUUGAUGUGAUUGUGCCCGGGAACUGUCAUAAAUUUCAAUGGAAAUGCAUAUACAGGACACUCAACUCUAAUUUUCUCACACGUUUGGAAAUAUCCUUCAAGUCGAUGGGAGUGCGGCUACUUGCUAAAUUCUCUAACUUCACAGGCUAUAAAAUAUUAUCUAGCAAUUCAAGAGCUACUUGGAUACCAUUUAUAAUCAGGAAGAGGAAAAAAACGUUUCCACUUUACAUAUGAAUAAUUAUUCAUCAAAGAAGUACUGUCUCCUAAAAUAUAUAGUGUUUAGCUGAAAAGAAUAUAUAAGCAGAUGCAGGGAAUUUUAAAUAUGAGUUCCCUUUGAAAGAUCAUUUGCAGAAUUGGUAGAACCUGGAAUCCAUAGACUGAGGCUACUGUAAACAUCUCCCUACCGUAAGUUCUCACUUGACCUCUUCGGGUGUCUUAAGCCUCCAGGCUUUCAUGGAAUAUGGCAAAGCAGAAACUCUGCCAUGCCUAACAUCCCCAACAUCCUCUGAAAUUUGAAGGAUGGUUGCCCUUAGGCCUUAAAGAGUAGCUCAAUCACCCAAGGACCUUAAACCAAGGCUAGUUUAGUCCUACCUCUAGGGGCAUACCUUUCUAAUCUCAACCAUAAUCAUUAUAAUACUAUUCAUGAUAAUAAUCAAACGUUUAUUCCUUUAUUUAAUCUCCAUAGUCAAUCUAAGAUGCUAUGUAGGCCCAUGCGCACGCAUGCACGCACACACACCCACACAAUAAUAUAAUAAAGAAAACUAGGGGUGCCUGGGUGGCUCAGUUGGUUAAGCAUCUGCCUUCGGCUCAGGUCGUGAU
This is a messenger RNA of Zalophus californianus (California sea lion), 5554 nucleotides long. RefSeq names its product carbohydrate sulfotransferase 9 (gene CHST9). Gene Ontology annotation, molecular function: sulfotransferase activity. Gene Ontology annotation, cellular component: membrane. Bases 349 to 1668 code for a protein of 439 amino acids. The record is from RefSeq and is a predicted model, not a curated record. The transcript is spliced from 6 exons. Lineage: Eukaryota; Metazoa; Chordata; Mammalia; Carnivora; Otariidae. Gene Ontology annotation, biological process: carbohydrate biosynthetic process; proteoglycan biosynthetic process.